AUGAUUGCACCAACCGCUCCUGCAUACAAGCUUCCGAAGGAGUUUCUUUGGGGCUUCGCUACUGCGAGCUUCCAGGUCGAGGGUUCCCUCGACGUCGACGGUCGCGGGAAGUCCGUAUGGGACGAGUUCUCGCGCCAGCCGGGCAAGACCCUGGACGGGCGGGACGGUGACGUUGCGACGGACUCGUAUAAACUUUGGAAGGAAGACCUCGACCUACUUGUGUCGUACGGUGUCACGUCGUACCGCUUUUCGAUAGCGUGGUCUCGCAUCAUACCACUUGGCGGGCGGAACGAUCCCGUCAACGAGCAGGGAAUUCAGUUCUACUCAAAUCUUAUCGACGCCUUACUCGCGCGAGGUAUUGUACCGUUCGUGACAAUAUACCACUGGGAUCUUCCUCAAGCUCUGCACGACAGGUACGGCGGCUGGCUGAACAAGGAGGAGAUUGUGAAGGACUACGUAAACUACUCCCGAAUUUGUUUUGAGCGCUUCGGUGAUCGCGUGAAGUAUUGGCUGACGAUGAAUGAGCCGUGGUGCAUCUCAGUCCUCGCGUACGGACGCGGUGUCUUCGCUCCCGGACGGUCGAGUGACCGAAUGCGCUCCCCUGAGGGCGACUCGUCGACGGAGCCGUGGAUCGUCGGACAUAGUGUCAUCUUGUCGCAUGCGUAUGCUGCCAAAUUGUACCGCGAGGAAUUCAAGCCGCACCAGGGCGGGCAGAUCGGUAUCACGCUCAACGGCGACUGGUCCAUUCCGUACGAUGACAGCCCGCAGAACAUUGAAGCAGCGCAGCAUGCGCUCGAUGUUGCAAUAGGUUGGUUCGCUGACCCCAUAUACCUCGGGCAUUAUCCGGAAUAUCUGCGCACGAUGCUGGGAGAUCGCUUGCCGGUCUUCACCGCAGACGAACUGGCAGUCGUAAAGGGGUCGUCGGAUUUUUAUGGGAUGAACACCUAUACGACGAAUUUGUGCAAGGCCGGUGGGGACGAUGAAUUCCAGGGAAAGGUGGAAUAUACAUUCACCAGGCCUGACGGAACGCAGCUCGGUACCCAGGCCCACUGUGCUUGGCUCCAGGAUUAUCCUGAAGGAUUCCGUGACCUUCUGAACUACCUCUGGAAGCGGUACCGCAAACCAAUUUACGUCACAGAAAACGGCUUCGCCGUCAAGGACGAGAACAACAAGCCGGUCGAGGAGGCGCUGUCCGAUGCCGACCGCGUGCAGUAUUUCCGCGGAACGACCACGGCUCUACUAGCUGCUGUGGCGGAAGAUGGCGUGGAUAUUCGGGCAUACUUCGGGUGGAGUUUGCUUGACAACUUUGAAUGGGCGGACGGCUACGUUACGCGGUUUGGAGUGACAUACGUUGACUAUGAGACGCAGAAGCGGUAUCCGAAGGCUUCUGCAAAAUUUAUCUGUCAGUGGUUUAAGGAGUAUGUAGAGAAGGACGAGCUACCGAUGGACGACGGCACAUCACGCGUGGAACCCGAGAGGAUUGGGGCCGGGGACGCACUUCUCGGUGGGUCGCCGAAGACGAAGAAGUCUCCGUUCGCGCGGUUGACAGCUCGGGUGUCCGCAUUGCUGGGGGAGUGCCUGGGGGCAGGAUGUACCCCGGAUGUGCUUACGGAAGCAUGGAGGUUGUCGGGGACGCCGAGCACGCCCGACUUGCGAGGGGAUACCAUGUCCACAUAUUCUGCGGAUCCGGGCCACGCCGAUGCUCCUGCUAGGCCUGAUUCCACCGACGCGCCCGUUCAGCACGCCGACAUCUCCUCCGCCGUCGACCACGACUCUAACGACGGCCCAGGCAAGAAGAAGAAGGGCCCUAAGCGUCGGAAGGUCAACCAUGCCUGCCUCUACUGCCGCCGCAGCCAUAUGACCUGCGACGAAGGACGGCCCUGUCAGCGCUGUAUCAAACGCGAGAUCGGUCAUCUGUGUCACGACGAGAAGAGACAGUCAGCGUCGACCAAGGAGAAGUCGACCCCCGCGACGGAACACACCAUUCCAAACCCACCGGUGGAUGUCGCGCGGGCAGCACCCGCAGAGACACCACAAUUCAGCUCACCCUCGAUGUCCGCGAGCAUGAACUCAUGGCCCGGCAUGGGCCUCAGCCUUGCCCAGAACGCCUUCCUAUACCAACCCGAAAACGAAUUCUCCGUGCUCUCAGACUUCCUCGAGUCGCUCGACGACGGCUCCUUCUUUAGCCAGCCGACCGGCGCCGGCUCCUCAUUCAUGUCGCCGCCCCCCUACACCAACUCGGUCCCACUCUCCGUCGACAAUGCAUACCUCGCGAACCCGCAGGAGCCCGCUGCGCCCGAGAAACCACCUGAAGAACCCGCGCCGAUCGUUCUUCCCGCGGCGACAAAGACGGAAAAGUUCUUCCUCACGGCGGCGGACCAGGCGUCGGGGUCCCGCAAUGAGCGCCUCAAUAUGGUCAUUCGCAGCAAGUACGAGGCCGGCCUUCUUAAGCCGUACAACUAUGUCAAGGGAUACGCCCGGCUGUCCCGCUGGAUGGACCGAAACGUGUCUCUCGAGUCGAAACAGAAGAUUCUGCAGCCGUUGUCGGUCCUGCGGCCAAAGUUCAGGGCCAUCGCACAAUCCGAGUCAUUAACGGAUAUCGAUCUUGUCUUCAUCGAGGAAGCCUUCGAGCGAUUACUGCUCGACUACGACCGUGUGUUUUCUGCUAUGGCCAUCCCCGCGUGCCUAUGGCGACGUACGGGCGAGAUCUACAAGGCGAACCGCGAGUUCGCCGAGCUAGUGGGCGUUGAUGGGUACAUGCUGCGAGACGGUCGGACGUGCAUAUACGAGCUCAUGGCGGAGGACUCCGCAGUGAACUACUGGGAGAAGUAUGGAAAUGUGGCGUUCGACUCGAACCAGAAGGCGGUGCUGACGUCUUGUGUGCUACGAUACAAGCCCCUACUACCCUCCUCGUCGGCGUCGUCGACGCCCGCGCGGGGGAAGGAGCGGGCGGGUGCGCCGAGUGAGGAGGGCUUCAUCAGCUGUUGCUUUUCGUUUACGAUACGCCGGGACCCGUAUGGGAUCCCGACGCUGAUUGUGGGUAAUUUCAUCAAGUGUUGA
Messenger RNA from Sparassis crispa, 3060 nucleotides. RefSeq names its product Beta-glucosidase 1B. Lineage: Eukaryota; Fungi; Basidiomycota; Agaricomycetes; Polyporales; Sparassidaceae. The record is from RefSeq and is a predicted model, not a curated record. Gene Ontology annotation, molecular function: zinc ion binding; beta-glucosidase activity; DNA-binding transcription factor activity, RNA polymerase II-specific. The transcript has 27 exons. Bases 1 to 3060 code for a protein of 1019 amino acids. Gene Ontology annotation, biological process: regulation of DNA-templated transcription; carbohydrate metabolic process.